ACAGGCCUCGCACAAAAGUAUUCAUCGCUACGUUCAAUUGAGCUAUAACACAAUGUCUCUUACUCGUCUCUUUAACGACCCCUUCUUCUCGCUCUCGGACUUCGACCGUCUGUUCGACGACGCAUUCACGCGUCGCGCCAGUGGCGACAACCAAGUCAGCCAGCAGCGUGCGUCGCAGACCCUCGUCCCUAGGAUGGACGUGCACGAGGACGAGAAGUCCGCCCAGAUCACCGCGUCCUUCGAGCUUCCCGGCCUGAAGAAGGAGGACGUCAACAUCGACGUGCACAACAACGUGCUCACCGUCUCGGGCGAGUCGAAGUUGUCCAGCGAGCGCGAUGAGAACGGCUAUGCCGUCCGCGAGCGGCGCUACGGGAGAUUCAGCCGUGCUAUCCCCCUGCCCCAGGGAAUCAAGCACGAGGAUGUGAAGGCGACAUUGGAGAAUGGUGUCUUGACGGUCACCUUCCCGAGGAGCACGCCUGAACAGGCUCCGAAGAAGAUCACCAUUUCUUGAAGUGUGUCGGGAGAAGCGGCGAACGAGUGACCCUCCUGCGUGAUGACAUGGCAAUAUGUAAUUAUAAUAUCAUUAGCUAUGCGCAAUAUACCGCAGAGUAACUCUCGAGGAUGUCGACUGCGAUCUACAUUCGCGAAGCAACGUGU
Rhodofomes roseus is the source of this 657-nucleotide messenger RNA. Its product is annotated as HSP20-like chaperone. Gene Ontology annotation, biological process: response to heat; protein folding; protein complex oligomerization. The transcript has 3 exons. NCBI's taxonomy places the organism in Eukaryota, Fungi, Basidiomycota, Agaricomycetes, Polyporales, Fomitopsidaceae. Bases 53 to 511 code for a protein of 152 amino acids. The record is from RefSeq and is a predicted model, not a curated record.